GGGAGCUCGGAGGAGUCUAGGGGGAGGGGAGGCUGGCUUGGCUGGGUUCGACGCUGCUGCUGCUGCUGCUGCUGCUGCUUGAUCCAGCCUACUCCCGGGCGUGAGUGCCGGAGAGUCCUCCCCUCCCUCUCCGUCCGUCCGACCUUCUCUCCCUCCCCCUCCAGCUCGCAGCCAGCAGAAAAUAUCCCUUGUUUCAGUCCACUCCGCUACUUCAUUUCCAUCCCCGGAUCCGGCUGGACACAUGGAACUGCUGUGCAUGGAGGGCGUGAUCCGGGCGAAGCAGGAUCCGCAGUUGUUAAAGGACCGGCGAGUGCUGCAGAAUCUGCUCAGCCAAGAAGAGCGCUGCAGCCCUCGGGUCUCCUACUUCCAGUGCGUGCAAAAGGAGAUCCAGCCCUAUAUGCGGAAGAUGUUGGCUUUCUGGAUGUUGGAGGUAUGUGAGGAGCAGAAGUGUGAGGAAGAGGUGUUCCCACUGGCCAUGAAUUAUGUGGAUCGCUACCUGUCCUGUGUCCCCACUCGCAAAAACCACUUGCAGCUUCUGGGGGCAGUCUGUAUGCUCCUCGCCUCCAAGUUGCGGGAGACCACGCCUUUAACCGUGCAGAAACUCUGCAUUUAUACAGACAAUUCCAUCACACCAUGUGAAGUUUGGGACUGGGAGUGUUUAGUCUUAAAGAAGCUAAAAUGGGACCUUGUGUCAGUAAUAGCAAAUGACUUCCUGGAUCAUAUUCUUCAGCAGCUGCCACUUCCCCAACAUAAGGUGAACUUGGUGAAGAAACAUGCACAGACCUUCAUUGCACUGUGUGCUACAGAUUACACAUUUGCUAUGUAUCCACCAUCCAUGAUUGCUACAGGUAGCAUUGGAGCGGCAGUCCACGGCCUCUCUACCUCAUCUGGUGAUUUUUCUGGCGAGGCACUUACAGAAUUGCUUGCUGGCAUUACAGGCACAGAGGUGGACUGCCUGAAAGCGUGCCAGGAGCAGAUCGAGGCUGCAUUAGCAGAGAAUCUGAAACAGACUUCCCAGCCGCAGCAAGAAUACAGCCCCUCUAAGGAUGCUGUUUACCCAGAUAGCCAGGAAGUCAGCCUGACCAGCACACCUACGGAUGUCACUGACAUCAACCUGUGAUCAAGCCCUGCUUGUGACCACCCACCUCCCAGCAAGUAGAGCCUGAUGAAGGAAAUUAAGAGGCUGCCUACAACAUUCUGCCUGUCCAUGUUAUUCCUGAAGAACAAAGGGAAUGGGAAAGGACUUCCCGAGUGAACAUCAUCUUUGUAAUAAGACUGUUGGAACUGGGUGGGGCUUGAAAGGAAGUCGGCGUUUUGCAGUAGGACUGUUUCUCCCUUGCUUGCCUGAUAUUUCCUAGGAUCAGGAGAGCCUCAUGGGGUUGGCUAAACCAUACUUGAACUUGGGAGGGAUGGGUGAACAUAGUGUCAGUUCAACAUGUUCUUCAGUUUGGGUUUGCUUUGUUGGUGGGUGCUGCUCAUCACUGCUGUUUUGUCCCAAUCUUUGCUGCAUGCUUGUUGCAUGCAUGUCAAGAGAAAACGCACUUUUGUUAUCUAAUCGCCGUCCGUGCAGUUUCAAAGUUCACCUGAGACCUCCUUGGCUAAGAUUGCUUUGCUCAUGCUGCCAUAUUUGGGCACUGGUAAGAGACCAAGGUAUAUGAAGUUUAGUGCUGGAUCCCUUUCCCUUGAUACCAAGGAAGUCUCAGUUUCCUUUGGAGAGUGAUAGUAGCAUAAAUGCAGGGAAAUGGGUGAGGUUUUUUGGCUCGCUUCUUGUAGGUGCUUGUAAAGUGCUGCUUGCCAUAGUGAAAGCUUAGGGGCAGAAAAUCCCCUCUUCACAAAGGCCCAAAGGGAUAAAUUCUACUUGCACCCAGUUGCCUUUGUUUACUCCUAAGAGACCCAUCAGCUACUUUAUUUAUUGUGAGGACUAACUUACAAAGCUGCAAAGCAAGGGAAGAGGCUCAGCAAGAGUACUUGAUCUUGGUCCAUCCCUUCUUGCCAUAUAAAAUAGUGCCUUAAUGUUCUUCCUCAUUCUCCUUCAUACCUCUGGGUUGCUUACUUUGAGAGAGAUUAGUCAGAGUCAAGGUCAUUUAUAUUCAGAGUACACCCAAUAAGUGCUGCUAUACUUGUAUGUACACAUCCCUCUUGUCUUCAUUGCCAAAAGAGAGAGAAAAAGACAGGAGAACUACAUGCAAAGGAUGGAUGGAGGAGUAGGAGGAAGUCAAAGCAUAUAUAACUUAUCACCUGCUUUUAAAAGGGGAUAAAAGAUGAAUUUCUUUCCCCUAAGAGUUUACAAUAUGAUGAGCUGCAGACUGCACUGGAGUCAAGAGUUGUUUUCUUGUGUGUUCAGGAAAAAAAGUAUUUUUUCUAAAUGCUGCUUUUAUAAAUUAUCACUUUUAAGAUUAUUAGGUGUGGGUGAACUAUAGUCAUGGGAGCAAACUUUGUAUUUUGAAUUCUAGUGGUAUUUUAUUCUUCAGCCCUCCAGCUGGGAAAAAAAAUGAACUGAUGCUACCUAAACCACCACUGGAGACAGUCACAUUUGCCAACAAGAAAAAGCUUCUUUUUUUCUUUUUGCCUUUCCUUUCCCCUCAUUGUGCUUUAAGCCUCAUUAGUCAUAUAAUUCAAGUGCCAUCAACACUUGUGAUGAGUGGGAAGUCCAUAUGCAUUAGAACUUUAGCAAAGUUUGGAAAUGAGGGGAAUGCAUUUUAUAGAUACAUAUAUAUUUAUGUACACACACACAAACACACACACACACACACACACACACACACACACUUAUUAGAGCUUCAAAUAAAGUUUGUUAAUAAGAUAUUCACCAGCACUUGAAAUACAGUUGUUAGGAAAUCUAUUACAUUGCAAUAAAGUUUUUUUUUAAACUAG
Messenger RNA from Varanus komodoensis (Komodo dragon), 2874 nucleotides. It is a transcript of the gene CCND3, whose product is annotated as cyclin D3. Gene Ontology annotation, molecular function: cyclin-dependent protein serine/threonine kinase regulator activity. Gene Ontology annotation, cellular component: cytoplasm; cyclin-dependent protein kinase holoenzyme complex; nucleus. Gene Ontology annotation, biological process: positive regulation of G1/S transition of mitotic cell cycle; mitotic cell cycle phase transition; regulation of cyclin-dependent protein serine/threonine kinase activity. Lineage: Eukaryota; Metazoa; Chordata; Lepidosauria; Squamata; Varanidae. Bases 242 to 1120 code for a protein of 292 amino acids. The transcript is spliced from 5 exons. The record is from RefSeq and is a predicted model, not a curated record.